UUUGGGGCGGGGGCGGUGGGGGGUCCCCAUGGCCGGGCUGAGGCGGCGGCGGCGCUGAGGCCGAAGCGCGGCGCCGAGGAAGAGGAAGAGCGAGAGAGCGCUGCUAAGACCCAGAGGGCUCUGCGGGCAGCGGGGCGGGCAGAGCGCGCAGGCAGCGGCGGCUCCAUCACCAGCCACAGAGAAAGGGGAAGAGGAGGAGGAGAAGGGAGGAAGGAAGAAGGGCCGUGGCGGAGCAGGGCGGGCGGGGGGGCCCCGCCGAGGAUGGACAUGGCCUGACGGGGCCUGGCAGCCGGCCGGUGCAGGUGUGCCGGCGGCGGCCCCCCCCGGUAGCAUCCUCGCCCUCCCCGAUGCCGCUGUAGCCGGCGAGGGGCCGCGGCGUGAGCGGGGGGCUCGGCGGGGGCGGCGGCGGCGAGCGAUGCUGCGGGGAGCGGCGGCGGAGCCAUGCUGAGGACGGAGGCAGGCGGAGGGGCGGCCGCCGGGGGGGGUUCCCCCUCCUCCGGCGGGGCGGCGGGCGGCGGGGGGCUGCGGAGCGCGUCCCCGCACCGGAACGCCUACGAGGCCACCAUCCAGGCCCUGGCGCCCACAAAGGAGGCCGACGGCGGCGAGGACGGCAAGAAGAGCCGGGGCAAGAAGUAUGGCUCCAACGUCCACCGGAUCAAGAACAUGUUCCUGCAGAUGGGGACGGCGCCCGGCCCCGAGGGUGCCUGCGACCUGGCCAAGGCCAAGGAGAAGCCGGUGCGCCUCUCCUUGCCCCGCGCCGGCAGCCUCAGCGAGACCGUGGACCAGGGCAGCCUCCUCAAGCUGGGCACCAGCGUCUCGGAGCGGGUCAGCCGCUUUGACUCCAAGCCCGACAAGCCCUUCUCCAAGCUGCAGGAGACCCGCAAGAUCUUCGAGAGGAGCCCGCAGGAGAAGGCCACCACCACCAAGCUGCUGCUCCGCAAGGAGCGCGCCGGCUUCCAGGACCGCAAGCUGGACGUGGUGGUGAGGUUCAACGGCAGCACCGAGUCCCUGGACAAGCUGGACGCCGACGCCGUGUCGCCUACGGUCAGCCAGCUCAGCGCCGUCUUCGAGAAGGCCGAUCUCCGGAACAACCUGCACAAGGCGCAGGGCAGGGCGGGAGCGCCGCUCAACGCCAAGGUGGUGGGCAAGCGGCCGCGGGUCUUCGCGCCGGGCGCCGAGGCCGGGCGCCAGGGCGAUGGGCACCCUGCCCCAACCCGCGCACGGCCACCCGAGGAGGAGAAGGCGCCGAGCAAAAGCGUGAGGCCCGCGGAGAAGGAACCGGCCGCCCCACGGGUGCAGGAGGUCUGCAAGAUCAAGCCGGUGGAGGUGGAGGAGAGCGGAGAGGGCGAGGAUGAGGAGGAGGAGGCGGCGGCGGCGGGCGAAGCGGUGCCACCCGUGCCUCAACUGGCCAAGGGGGACGAGGGUCCGGUGGCGACCACCCCACGGCUGGAUGGGGGCGCCGGGGUGGCCGCGGGCGAGGAGGGCGUCAAGGGCGAGCGGGCGGAGGAGGGCGAUGGCUACGAGGAGGCCAAGAAGGAGGACUUCUCUGAGGCGGACCUGGUGGACAUAAGUGCCUACAGCGGGCUCGGGGAGGACUCGGGGGGCAGCGGGCUGGAGGAGGAGGAGGAGGCCGAAGGGCUGUACGAACCCGAGUCGGGCUGUGUGGAGAUCCCUGGGCUGUCCGAGGAAGAGGAGCCCGUCCCCAACCGCAAGAUCCAGUUCAGCACGGCGCCCAUCCAGGUGUUCAGCACUUACUCCAACGAGGACUACGACCGCCGCAAUGAGGACGUCGACCCCAUGGCCGCCUCGGCCGAGUACGAGCUGGAGAAAAGGGUGGAGAGACUCGACCUCUUCCCUGUGGAGCUGGAGAAAGACUCCGAAGGGUUGGGGAUCAGCAUCAUCGGGAUGGGAGCGGGGGCCGACAUGGGCCUGGAGAAACUGGGAAUCUUCGUCAAGACAGUGACGGAAGGAGGGGCGGCCCACCGGGAUGGCAGGAUCCAGGUGAACGAUCUGAUUGUGGAGGUGGAUGGCACCAGCCUGGUGGGAGUGACCCAGAGCUUCGCCGCCUCCGUCCUCAGGAACACCAAGGGCCGCGUCCGGUUCCUGAUCGGGCGGGAGAAGCCGGGGGAGCAGAGCGAGGUGGCACAGCUGAUCCAGCAGACACUGGAGCAGGAGCGGUGGCAGCGGGAGAUGAUCGAGCAGCGCUACACUCAGUACACCGAGGAUGACGAGGAGGUGAGGGGACAAUGCCCACCCCCCCAGGGUCCCCCUGCCCCAUAUGGGGCCGGUAACACCGUUUCCCCAGGUGGGGAUGCCAAUGGUGCCCUGUGCCCUCCCCAGACGGGUGAAUAUGCCACGGACGAGGAGGAGGAGAUGAGCCCCAUGUUCCCCGGCGGGGAGAUGGCCAUCGAGGUGUUCGAGCUGGCCGAGAACGAGGACACGCUGUCCCCCGUGGAGAUGGACCCCGAGAAGCUGGUGCACAAGUUCAAGGAGCUCCAGAUCAAACACGCCGUCACCGAGGCCGAGAUCCAGCAGCUCAAGAGGAAGCUGCAGUGCCUGGAGCAGGAGAAGGCACGCUGGCGGGCUGAGAAGGCCCAGCUGGAGCAGAGCGUGGAGGAGAACAAGGAGCGGAUGGAGAAGCUGGAAGGGUACUGGAUGGAGGCCCAGAACCUGUGCCAGGCUGUGGACGAGCACCUCAAGGAGACCCAGGCCCAGUACCAGACCCUGGAGCGCAAGUACAGCAAGGCCAAGCGGCUCAUCAAGGAGUACCAGCAGAAGGAGAUUGAGUUCCUGAAGAAGGAGACGGCGCAGCGGCGGGUGCUGGAGGAGUCGGAGCUGGCACACAAAGAGGAGAUGGAGAAGCUGCAGGAGAAGGUGGGCACCGGACGCCGGGACCAGGGGUGUCCCUGAGCCCCCCAGCCCCACCCGGCCACGGCCGCAUCGCUCCCGGGGCUCCGUCGCCGAUGGAUCCGGGGGAUCUGCUGGGCCGCCGGAUCCCGCGCCGGGGGGUUGUGGAGCUGUGUGGGGCACCGGCUCCCUCUGGACUGAGCUACGGCCGCUGGAUCCCAGCCCGGGGCACGGUGGAUCUGCCUGGGGCUCCCACCGGGAUUGUGCUCCCGCCACCGGAUCACAGCGGAUCUGCUCGGGCGCUGGGCAACGCCCGGGCCUCCUCCCGGCACUGGAUCCCACGCGGGAUUGCAGGGGAUCUGCCUGCGGAUCCCGCUCUGGGGUCUGACAGCCCACAAAGAGAUCACCUCGGGCACCAGAUCCCAGGCUGCUCGUGCUGGAUCCCACGAGGGUUCCCCAGAGAUCAUCCCACGCGAUCCUGUUGGGAGCCGGAUCCCAUGCUGGUCAUGCUGGAUCCCCCAACAGACCCCACUGGAUUCCAUGCCAGCCACACUGGAUCCCCCCCAGCCGUGGGGUCAGAGCCGUGCGGGACCACAGCAGAUCCCACAUGGGCUCACCGGAUCCCAAAGGAUCCCAAGGGUCUGCCGUGGGUCGCAGUGGGGGGGGGCCAUGCCCGGCUGGGGGGCACCAGGGCACAGCGGGGAGGUCCCUGGCACCCAGCAGAGCCCCUCCAUGCACCCACCUCCAUCACCCCAAAAUAUCCCCUGACAUCCCACAGAGACUCACCCACCGCCUGCCUGCA
Molecule: messenger RNA, 3649 nt
Organism: Neopelma chrysocephalum (saffron-crested tyrant-manakin)
Lineage: Eukaryota; Metazoa; Chordata; Aves; Passeriformes; Pipridae
Gene: PPP1R9B
Product: protein phosphatase 1 regulatory subunit 9B
Exons: 8
Coding region: 442-2910 (822 amino acids)
Biological process (GO): calcium-mediated signaling; neuron projection development; actin filament organization
Cellular component (GO): dendrite; actin cytoskeleton; postsynaptic density
Molecular function (GO): actin filament binding
Source: RefSeq, a predicted model, not a curated record